Messenger RNA from Suillus paluster, 1213 nucleotides. RefSeq lists its product as uncharacterized. Bases 337 to 966 code for a protein of 209 amino acids. Gene Ontology annotation, molecular function: RNA polymerase II cis-regulatory region sequence-specific DNA binding; DNA-binding transcription factor activity, RNA polymerase II-specific. Lineage: Eukaryota; Fungi; Basidiomycota; Agaricomycetes; Boletales; Suillaceae. The record is from RefSeq and is a predicted model, not a curated record. Gene Ontology annotation, cellular component: nucleus. The transcript is spliced from 4 exons. Gene Ontology annotation, biological process: regulation of transcription by RNA polymerase II.
ACCAAAAAUUACCUUACAAGGUAUAAAAACGAAAAGCGUUGAGAGGCAAUCAAGGCCUCUCCCAGCUCUUUUGCCUUUCCCGUUAACCGAGUGGCUCGUCCCUUAUGCUCAGACCAUCGCACACGAUUGCUUCGCGCUUUUUGCCUUUAAAGGCAGAAAUGCGCGCCGCAGAAAAGCAAUCGUACUCGAUGUCCAUAGCACGCCAGGUGCUUUAAAAGAAGCGCGCAAAAUGUGUGGAUUUGCCACAACACACGCGCUAUUCAUCCACUUCAGGGAUUUAAUUCAAUCUCGCAGAUCUUCCACAAACGCUUCUCUUCUCUCAAACCCUAUCACAAGAUGCCUGCUGCAAACCGUGUUCAUAUACCUGUCGAUUGCCCUGUCUGCCACAAGACUGUAAGCCGCAAGGCAGAUCUUUCUAGACACAUGCGCAUACACGAUGGAAACAAGGAGGCCCUUAUGCACGCAUGCCCCUUCCCUGACUGCGAUUACAAGACCCUCCAAAAGUCCAACGUGCAGACGCACAUCAGGACCCACACCCGCGAACGCUCCAAGAUAUGCCCUCACCCUGGGUGCGCGUUUGCCACCACCGAUCCAGGUAGCUUGACGCGUCACCGCAAGCAACUGCACGGAUACGAGCCCAAAGCCCGUCGCAACCACGGUGGUAGAGCUGCUCGCCAGUCCGCUGCCGCUCCUUACUCCCCCCCUCGACCCAUGAAGGCAGACUUAGGAGACUCCUGCAUCGUCGGAUCCGGAGCUGAUCUCCGAUGUCGACUUCCAGUACCAGCCCGUCCCGAUGCUAACUUUUCGUACCCGCCCGGAAACAAUCUGAACUAUUCCCAACCAGACGUAUUCGAAGACUUUUUGCAGAACAAUGGCUCGGGCUAUUUUGACGGCUGCAUGUACCAGUACAACACAACAUACCCGAUGACCCAGCCCUCGGUUUCGAGCGGACACCACGUUUAUUGAAUCAUUCACUUUUUAUCCUUUAUUUCGUUGUCACAUACAUUGCAUUAUCAUUGGCAUCAGAAUUACAUCUUCACUGGAACACGACAUUAUCAUUAUUCUUCAUUUAUAUCGCAUCACUUGCAUUCUUCAUACGCACUUUUAGCAUUGUGAUCUUCACCCUUGUAAAUUGCAUAAGCAUUUUGUAUCAUUAAACGAAUCUCAAUGAUAUUACUAUCAAACCUCCAGUCACGACUGAUCAGAUUGAUUG